Molecule: messenger RNA, 777 nt
Organism: Lingula anatina
Lineage: Eukaryota; Metazoa; Brachiopoda; Lingulata; Lingulida; Lingulidae
Product: large ribosomal subunit protein mL63
Biological process (GO): mitochondrial translation
Cellular component (GO): mitochondrial ribosome
Molecular function (GO): structural constituent of ribosome
Source: RefSeq, a predicted model, not a curated record
ACACCGUGGAGUCAACAUGCACCUUACAGGGGUCCUCGGGUUUUACAAACGUAUAACAAAAAUCAGCGGAAUGCGGCAUAGAGGGAAACAUCGGAUCAUUCCCCAAGUCACACCUAAAAUAAAGAUGCAAGUGGUGGAAGAUGUUUUCCUCCAAAAAAGGAAUCUGGACAUUCUAGAGAAACCAUAUAUAACAAAGGAGCAAGAAUAUGGACACAUGGCAGCUCUGGGAAAAGAAAAUGCCAGCAGAGUGAAUUUUAAAGCAAAAAUUGUGGAAGAAAAAAGACAAAAAUUUUGUCAACAUAGAUCUCUUGAAGAUCAGUUAGAACAUUUAAAUAACAAAAAAGCCUGGGAGUAAUUGCUGUAGUAGGAUCAUAUGAGAAACCAAUCUAACACAAAUGUUUGUUGAAAGGACUUAAAGGAGUGAGAACUGAAUCUGCUUGUUAAAUCACUCUUGCGUCAUGUUUUCUGCAUUUUGGUCAUAAAAGGUUAAUUUUUUCCAAAAAACUGAGAAAUCCAGUUGAAAAUGCUACAUCGUUAUUUUCUCUAUGGUUUUGGGCUGAAUGUAAAUUACUGUUCAAGAGAAAACUAUUCGAGUUUUCAUGGGAAAACUUAUUUUAUUAUUAUUGUUGUUGUUUUUCUGUUUGAAGGCCUAAUACUUCUCAUAUGCAUCCAAGGAAAAUGACUGUUCACAGCCUGAAUAUUUUCAAAGGUGUAUUUAUUUCUUAUUUGUUCAUUUUAUCAAAAUUUUUAUGUAUUAUUAAAUUUCAUAUGGCGACA